Coniophora puteana RWD-64-598 SS2 is the source of this 882-nucleotide messenger RNA. RefSeq lists its product as uncharacterized. Bases 1 to 882 code for a protein of 293 amino acids. The transcript has 3 exons. The record is from RefSeq and is a predicted model, not a curated record. NCBI's taxonomy places the organism in Eukaryota, Fungi, Basidiomycota, Agaricomycetes, Boletales, Coniophoraceae.
AUGCUUACUCUCGUCUCGUUACGGCUCGGUGCGUGCGCCGCAGAGGACGCGACGUUCGAAGACUUGUUAGAUGCUGUCAAAAACCUCAGGCAACCCGAAAAGCUGGAGUCCCUGCGCAAGGUCGUCUUCGAAACCGCUCGCGAGGUCCUAUUAUUCGAUCUCGAUAUCCUUCUACUGAUCGAGGCGUGGCCGCACCUAGAGGUCCUCUCCAUCAAUGAAAAAUGUGGCUGGAAAAUCCAGCCGAGCGUCACGCUCGAAGGUCUACGCUGCAUCGUCAAGGGCCUACCGCAUUUGAAGGAGUUGCAUAUAGCCAUUGACGCGAUAGACGUUGAGCCGGGGUGCGAUAUUGGACACGGUUACCCCGAAUCCCGGUACCCAGAAUUCCGACUUGACCUCCUUGACUCGAGCAUUGGCGCGGAGAUCGAGGACGUAGCAGCGUACAUCGGUGACAUCUUCCGCGAACGGGAACUGCAGCUGGACGCGUAUCAGCUAGCCUGGGAUUUUCACCCGCUCCCCCCGGAUUUGUUGGUGGAGAACGCGCUGUACCAGCAAGGUUGGAGGGACGUGCAUAAGCUGUUGUGCGAAGCUCAGGACACGUGGUCAUCGGACGGCGAGGGCUCCGGACAGAGUUCGUGCUCUGCCUCGGACGUCGACGAAGGCGAGGGGUCGGGCGGAGAAGAGGUUUCGGACGAGUCCGCAUCCUGUGCAAGCGCCUACCCGCGUCUGGUUGGUUACUUUGUUCGUUUUGAGCCCAAUGCUGCGACGACCAUAAACGGCGGACUCGUCGAGGUAUGGAGUGACCAGCCGCUUGACGUGGUGCCAGGAUCGAACGAUUCGCGAGCGGAGCGGGAUCAUCUCUUCCCAGUCCGGGCCCGUUUGUAG